Messenger RNA from Glycine soja, 1590 nucleotides. RefSeq names its product 3-isopropylmalate dehydrogenase 2, chloroplastic-like. Gene Ontology annotation, biological process: L-leucine biosynthetic process. Gene Ontology annotation, molecular function: magnesium ion binding; NAD binding; 3-isopropylmalate dehydrogenase activity. Lineage: Eukaryota; Viridiplantae; Streptophyta; Magnoliopsida; Fabales; Fabaceae. The record is from RefSeq and is a predicted model, not a curated record. The transcript has 10 exons. Bases 146 to 1363 code for a protein of 405 amino acids.
AGGAGAGGAGCGUUUGCCGAACGGUGGCGUCAUCGGGAGGAGGUGUGGUUGUGGCUGUGGCUGUGGAUAGAUGCCAUUGAAAGGGUCGAAGGAGACUUGAACGUGAAAUGGAAAUCAACCCACGACGCAUCUUUCCGAAGAAGAAAUGGCGGCUUCUCUGCAACUGUUCCAAUGCAAACUAGCGAGACCCUUUCGGUCCUUCCCUUUGCGAAGGUCAACUCCCCCUCUGAGUCUGAGGUGUUGCGCUUCGCCCCCUUCUUCCUACAGCAUCACUCUCAUUCCCGGCGAUGGUAUCGGCCCCGAAAUCAUCUCUGUGGCCAAAGACGUUCUUGUCCUCGUGGGUUCUCUCGAAGGGAUCAAAUUCGAGUUCCAAGAGGUUCUUAUGGGUGGAGCUGCAUUGGAUGCCACCGGAGUCCCUUUACCCGAUGAUACCCUUUCUGCCGCUAAGCAAUCUCAUGCCGUUUUGCUUGGUGCUGUUGGAGGUUAUAAAUGGGAUAAGAACGAGAAACAUCUCAAGCCUGAGACUGGCUUGCUUCAGAUACGUAAAGAGCUUGGAGUAUUUGCAAAUCUUAGACCAGCUACCGUAUACUCUCCGUUAGUGGAUGCUUCAACUUUGAAGAGAGAGGUUGCUGAAGGGGUCGAUAUCAUGCUUAUAAGGGAACUCACUGGAGGUAUCUAUUUUGGAGAACCCAGGGGCUUUGGCACCAAUGAAAAUGGUGAAGAGAUUGGCUUUAAUACUGAGAUUUAUGCUACACAUGAGAUAGAUCGCAUAGCUCAUUUUGCAUUUAAGGUUGCUCAGAAGCGUUGUGGGAAACUUUGUUCUGUUGACAAAGCCAAUGUACUAGAGGCAUCAAUGUUAUGGAGAAAGAGAUUUUUGGCAAUAGCGCAAGAAUAUCCUGAUGUUGAGCUCUCACAUAUGUAUGUUGAUAAUGCUUCAAUGCAACUAAUUCGCAAUCCAAAACAGUUUGACACCAUGGUGACAAACAACAUUUUUGGCGAUAUAUUAUCAGAUGAGGCUUCAAUGGUCACUGGAAGUAUUGGGAUGCUUCCUUCUGCUAGCCUUGGGGCUUCGGGACCUGGACUUUUUGAACCCAUACAUGGUUCUGCACCUGAUAUUGCCGGACAGGACAAGGCAAAUCCAUUUGCUACUGUUCUUAGUGCUGCUAUGCUUUUGAGGUAUGGCCUAGGAGAAGAAAAGGCAGCUAAAAGAAUAGAGAAUGCAGUGGUGGACACUUUGAACAGGGGAUUUCGAACUGGUGACAUAUAUUCUGCAGGAACAAAGCUGGUAGGAUGCAAACAGUUAGGUGAAGAGAUACUGAAGUCAGUUGAAUCUAACGUUCAUGCUGGUGCUGCUACAGUGUGAUCUCGAGACCAACUCGCCAUAGAACUUUGGAUUCUGGUUUUUAUCCUGGAGAUCACUAUGACUGCCAAAGCUGAGAAAAUCUCCCUAAUUUGGCUUCCUUCUGCGUCAUGUAUUUUGUCACGAGUGUCUACUACUAUGCAUAUAUGAUAUAUGAAUGUAACCCUUUGCUUAGAGGUGUGAUCAAACAAUGAGACAUCAUUAAUUAAAAUUGUUUUGCAGCGCCGAAA